This is a messenger RNA of Hyposmocoma kahamanoa, 1437 nucleotides long. RefSeq names its product prostaglandin E2 receptor EP2 subtype. Gene Ontology annotation, biological process: positive regulation of cytosolic calcium ion concentration; inflammatory response; adenylate cyclase-activating G protein-coupled receptor signaling pathway. Gene Ontology annotation, cellular component: plasma membrane. Gene Ontology annotation, molecular function: G protein-coupled receptor activity. Bases 322 to 1437 code for a protein of 371 amino acids. Lineage: Eukaryota; Metazoa; Arthropoda; Insecta; Lepidoptera; Cosmopterigidae. The transcript is spliced from 7 exons. The record is from RefSeq and is a predicted model, not a curated record.
GUGGAAUUCGCUUGAGCGCAUGCUUCUCUGUGCGUGUAAUUAUCGGGUAGCCCGGGCACAAUUGAUUUCCUAAACACUUUUACGAAAUAAAACAAAUUGAAAAGGACAUACUUAUAUAUUAUAAUAAAUUUUUCGUGAUCGAAGUAAGAUACUGGCAAUGUAAAAAUAAGGUUCACCUUCAAUGGCCUUAGGGAAAAGUCACGUAUUUAUUGGUGCUUUUGGAAACAACAUUUUGCCAUUAAAACAAUCGAGCACAUUCCGACGGAGCGAAACUUGGGCUGACUUCAAAUUAUCAAUUGGCUACUCUAUAAAAUAUUAAGGAUGGCAUCAACAAAUUUCACUCAAACAUUCGCCAAUGUAACACAUCCACCGACUUUGCUGAAAGAACCAAUGUCGAUAAUACCAGUGGCAAAGGUGGUGUACACCAUCGGUAUAAUUGGGAACGCUAUUGCUAUUAUUGCUCUAAGGCUCGGAGAGCGUCGCGUCAGAAAUCGUAAACAUCUGCUCCUCUUGACAUCUCUUGCUGCAAAUGACCUGGUCGCUUUGGUCGGCAUGAUGUGUUUACUGAUGGUGUCGGAAUAUCACCCGGAGCUGAGGAGUGACAAGUAUUACUGCGCGGCGAGAGUCGUACUCCGCAUCUUUGGUAUCGGCAGCGUCUGCAUCGCUGUCACCAUGGCUUUAGAGCGAUAUCUCGCACUCACUCGACCGUUCCUGUAUCAAAAGCAAAUUACGUACUACGUGAUCAGAACGGCACUAAUCAUUUCAUGGUUCUGGGCAGCCCUGCUGACCUGUGCCCCCUUGCUAGGAGUCGGCAUUUAUUACGAUGAAUCCAAAAACACAUGCACCCGAUAUCGAAAAGCAACUGAACCUAAGGAUUUUGCUUAUGCCGUCUUUUAUGUUAUUUUUGGUACUCUUCUAUGCGUGGUGUUAGUGUACUGCAACUUGGCGGUGAUCCAAGCUCUAUAUGCGAUCACUGCUCCACGUGCAGAAGGCCAGCCCGUAGUGCGGCGUGUCUCCAAGAGUAGUUGUCGGCAACGCGAUCUCAACCGCAGCCUUAACUCUGGGAAUAACAUGACCCUACAUCACAAUGCUGCCACUGCCGAGGAAGUCGCCUUUAGUAGACUUAUGGCUACACUGUCCGUACUCUUUAUGAUUUGCUGGCUACCGCAAAUGAUAACGUCAACAUUGUUCCUAGCACUGGGCCCGGAUCACUGGACAAACUCAUCUCUAAAAAAGCUUGGCAAUUUAUCCGACUUGCUAAUGAUGCUCAACUAUGUGCUAGACCCUAUCCUGUACGUCCUUAUGAGGCAGCGCAGAAAAAUGUCGCUGUCAUCCUUCUGCCACUCCAUUGCGCAUUGUUUCAAGCGGAUUGCCACUGUUAUGUUCAUAGUGGGUCAUUUUCCAUUCUAUAGUUCUGUAGUACAGGCAGAGCGCUGA